AUGACUGACAGCGUUUUAGCCGGCAUCCAGUCCUUUUGUCCUACUCCUGAGAGCGUACCGCCUCCUGCGCCUCUCUACAGACUCAAGCACCCGGAGGGCCUGUCAGUGCAUAUACAUCCAUUGAAUCCCCUUGACUUUGUGUUGAGGGCCGCUCAGAUCUAUCCGGACAACCUUGCUCUGGCACAUCCUGAUGUUGAGAGCCCCGUCUAUUACACAUACGCCGUAUGGGCCCAGCGCAUCCAGAACUUGGCAUAUGCCCUCAUACAAGCGGGCGUGCAGCCGGGAGAUCGAGUAGCUAUAAUAGCACCCAACUCAUCAAUGCGAGCUCUAACUCCGCACUAUCUGCCAGACGCCCACCACGGCGCACUGGCAGCCAGAGCGAUAGUAACACCCAUAAACACACGCCUUACGAGGCCAGAAGUCGAGUAUAUCCUCGACCAUAGCGGAGCGAAGAUUAUUCUCGUGGACUACGAGUUCGUGCAUCUCGUUCAGGGUGCCAAAGCACGGGUGGUUGUGAGCAAGGACACCGGACGGCCCGGAGACCCUUACGAGGAGUUCCUGAGCAGUGGUCGGAGGUUUAGUCAGGAGAAGGGAUGGCAAGGGCUGCAGGCGGAGAGCAAUGAAGAUGCAGGGGCUUGUCUAUGUUAUACGUCCGGUACUACAGGCAGGCCAAAGGGUGUACUCACCACCCUGAGAAGCAGUUAUUUGGCGGCUGUUGCGAACGCGUUCGAAACUCGAAUGAAUCCCGACUCUACUUACUUAUGGAUUCUUCCUAUGUUCCACGCUGCAGGAUGGACUUACCCUUGGGCAAUAACCUUCGCCUUUGCUACGCAGAUCACCCUCCGCACCGUCUCUUACCCGCACAUAUGGAACCACCUCCUCAACUCGGGCGUCACGCACUAUUGCGGCGCACCAACCGUCCAGAUCGGCCUCGUGAAUGCGCCAGAAGCCAGGAACUUGGACCAUCCGGUGUCCGCGAUUAUUGCUGGUUCCGCGCCUACGGCGCAUCUGAUCGGCGAGCUCGAGAAGAGGGGCAUUCAGCCGGUUCAUACGUUAGGUCCCUUCACCCGAAACUACUUCCAGCCGUCGUGGCGACAGCUGUCCCAUGACGAGCGGUCGAAGAUGCGCGCCCGCCAGGGCCACAGCUUUGCCACAGCCCAAGAAGCUCGAGUCGUGUACGCCGCUGCAGAGGACAACGGCGUGCCCAGCGGCGAGCUGAGGGACGUGCCUAAGGAUGGAAAGACCAUCGGCGAGGUGGUCACGAGAGGGAAUAUAGACCCAGAGGCGACGCGGAGGGCAUUCGAAGGAAACCACUUCCAUUCGGGCGACCUUGCAGUAUGGCAUCCUGAUGGCUCUAUAGCCAUUGUUGACAGGAGUAAAGAUAUCAUCAUCUCCGGUGGAGAGAACGCUUCCAGUCUCGCUAUUGAGCAAGAACUGGCUGAGCACCCGGACGUGCUAGAAGUCUCGGUCGUAGCGCGACCCCAUCCUAAAUGGGGAGAGAGGCCGAUGGCUUUCGUCGUGCUGCGAUCCGAAGCCAUUCAACGAUGGGCGAGAAAGCAUGCAGAGUUCGCUGCUAAUCUCAAGCAGCACGCGAGAGGCCGCCUACCAGGCUUCGCCUGUCCAGAGUGGGUCGAAGUGGUACCCGAAUUACCGAAAACUUCGACGGGUAAGAUCCUGAAGACUCAGCUGCGGAAGCUCGUGGCGAAGCUGUGA
Gloeophyllum trabeum ATCC 11539 is the source of this 1713-nucleotide messenger RNA. RefSeq names its product acetyl-CoA synthetase-like protein. The transcript is spliced from 17 exons. The record is from RefSeq and is a predicted model, not a curated record. Bases 1 to 1713 code for a protein of 570 amino acids. NCBI's taxonomy places the organism in Eukaryota, Fungi, Basidiomycota, Agaricomycetes, Gloeophyllales, Gloeophyllaceae.